Messenger RNA from Ornithodoros turicata, 1689 nucleotides. RefSeq lists its product as uncharacterized. The transcript has a single exon. NCBI's taxonomy places the organism in Eukaryota, Metazoa, Arthropoda, Arachnida, Ixodida, Argasidae. The coding region runs from base 1 to 1689 and encodes 562 amino acids. The record is from RefSeq and is a predicted model, not a curated record.
AUGGAUCCGCAAAAGCAGGAUGAGAUCAAGAGGAUAGCCAGACAAAUUAGCAGCCAAUCCCUGCAGCUGAAGAGCAUCUUCGACUCGUUGCUCCGAAAACGCCGAUCCAGCAGGGGAUCUGAAGAUGCAGACGAUGACUACGACACCCAAAUUCCCACCACCACUCACAUCUCGCGUCGCCCGAGGCCGCCUUCGCCACAGCAGGUCACAAUGCAAGCGUGCAUCGCGGAAAAAGAGCCGGAAAAUCCACGACCCUACGCGAACGAUCCCGUCUGGUGCGUCUGGGAAAACAAUAUGUUGAAGCUGACGCAACUUCUCAAGAUGCUGCUCACCGAACUUCGAAACGUUUCCGAGUAUACCAUGCAGGAUGAUCAUGAUGCGGCAGCUGAAGAGGCUUACCUCAACAGGGUCGCCACCAGCAAGCUCAUCGGAGGCUACCAUAACCGCGAAAAGGUGCGCGAUGCUCUGACUUCCCCUCCACCCGAACCACCUCCGUCUCGGCGAAAGUCCAAGGAUCAGACUGUCGCCGAGCGGCGUAGUAAACAGGGCUUGGGUGAAUACUUCAAGCGCCUAGCUGCACAGAUGGAUUUGCUGGCAGAGACUUUAAAACCGGUGUCCCCCAGCGCGGGGUCUCCGAUGCACGCUAGACUUCUGCCACUGGAAGAACAAGUGGGGCGUAUGGCCGCCAAUAUAGCGGGAGUGUCGAAAGCUAUCGCGAAGCCCGUAGAUCCGAUCGAUAUACUGCUGGCGAAAUACGCCAAGACUGUGUCCUUCCAGCCGGACCGUGAGUCUGGAAGCUACGUGGCCAGCAAUCGGGCUCCUGCGACUUCUUCUGGCAUGUCGAGCGAUGUGCUACCCCAGACCUUAGUGAGCGGUUAUCCUCUGACGCAACGUACACAGUCACAGUUGUCUCAGGAGAGGAUAGCGCAGGCUGUGGCAACGCAGGCGAGGGCAAUGCAAGCUCAGGCGGUUGCGGCACAAGCCAUGGAAGCGAGACGUAUAUCCACGCAAGGAUACGGUGGAUUGAUGGUUCCAGGUUUGCAUCCAGGCAUGGGCGCUACUACACCGAUGACGGCACCGGGUAUGAUUGGUCCAGGGAUGAUGGCACCAGGAAUGAUGGGCCCAGGGAUGAUGGGCCCAGGCAUGAUGGGCCCAGGCAUGAUGGGCCCAGGCAUGACGAGUCCAUGCAUGAUGGGCCCAGGCAUGAUGGGCCCAGGCAUGAUGGGUCCAGGCAUGAUGGGACCCUCUGGUGGAGGAUCAGAAGUGGCACGUCGGAGUUCCUCAGACAUAGGGCAACGAACGAGGCCAUUGUACAGAGGAAUCAGUAAGUUAACCGAUCACAUGCAAUGUGUGAGCGGCUUGUUCAAGGAAGCCCUGGGUGUCGUGCCCGCGGAGACAAGAUUGUCAAAGGCAGAACAGGAGGAAAUUCGAUUUUGUCUAGACAGAUUAACGAGGAACAUGGAGAAUAUGACGACUGAUCUACGAAGCACGAUGUUGACCACAACGGUUGCACCUGCGGCUACGAAGGAUGAAAAGAAAGACAAACAAGGGAAGAAUAAGAAGGGAGAUGAAAGUGAGAGUGUAAAGGACUCCGAGAGUGAAGAACAGGCUGGAAGGAAUCGCGGAGGGAAAAAAGGAGGUGGAAAGAGAGGUGGGAGGAGAGACGACGACUACGACGAGGAUUAUUGA